Messenger RNA from Ciona intestinalis (vase tunicate), 690 nucleotides. The record is from RefSeq and is a predicted model, not a curated record. NCBI's taxonomy places the organism in Eukaryota, Metazoa, Chordata, Ascidiacea, Phlebobranchia, Cionidae.
AAUAAUCAAUAAUGAAUAAAAUAUAAAUAAAAAUUUAGCGCGUUUGUACAACUAAUUUUAUCUAUAGUUACUAUAUAUACGGUAAGGCAUAUAUAGUACUAACUUCAUUCGUUAUUUUCAAACCUGGAUUCUCUGGUUACAUAGCAUAUAGGUAAAACACAACCUAGAAGAAUGACUUCAGAGAAACCUCGUCGUAAGAAACGAGACGACACCUGGACAAGUGAGGAACUGACGUCAGCUUUGCAUAAAAAUAACGAUCGACCUCAUAGGAAAGAUAAAACAAGGAAUAUAGAAGAUUCCCACGGUAGAGAAGUCCGCAAAGAGAAACAUUCUUCACACAGGGUCCUGGAUGAAGAUAAUAGAAAACAUAGAAGUAAAAACGAAGACAAAGAAAGACGACAUAAGGAAAGGAGAGAAGUUCCAGAAGGUUCUGAUCAACGAAGAGAAAAAAGAGAAAGGAGAGAAAAAUCAUCCAGGCAUGAAAUUCGUAAUGAAGAAGAAUAUAGAAGAGAAAAAGAAAAAAGGAGAGAAGAGAGACAUCGGAAAAGGGAAGAAGAAGGCAGAAGUGAGAGAAGAAAUCAUGAAACACCAGAAGAAAGAGCAAGGAGAAAAGAAAAGGUAAAACAGCAUUUGCAUUUACUAAUUAUAAACUUAUUUAAUGUGUUUAUUAAAUGAUGUGGUAUUUUAAAU